AGGCCGCGCAGAGGCGACGGGCCCGAGCAUGAUGAUGGACCUUUUCGAGCCCGGCUCCUAUUUCUUCUACUUGGACGGGGAGAAUGGAGGCCUGCAGCAGCUGGACAUGGCCGAGGGCUCACCGCUGUACCCGGGCAGCGACGGCACCCUGUCGCCCGCCUCCUGCCCCGACCAGCUGGCCCCGGAGGGCGGCGGGGGCGGGGGGGACAGCAGCAGCGGCAGCGGCGGCGAGGAGCAGCACGUGCUGGCGCCGCCGGGCCUGCAGGCGCCCCACUGCCCCGGCCAGUGCCUCAUCUGGGCCUGCAAGACCUGCAAGCGGAAAGCGGCGCCCACCGACCGGCGCAAGGCGGCCACGCUGCGCGAGAGGCGGCGCCUCAAGAAGAUCAACGAGGCCUUCGAGGCCCUCAAGAGGCGGACGGUGGCCAACCCCAACCAACGCCUGCCCAAGGUGGAGAUCCUGCGCAGCGCCAUCAGCUACAUCGAGCGCCUCCAGGACCUCCUCCACCGCCUCGACCAGCAGGACAAAAGGCAGCAGCUGCUCCUGCCCAACGCCGCCGCCGCCGCCGCAGCAGGCACCUUCAGCCCCAAGGCGGGCAAGAUGCCCCCUGCCGACUUCCUGAGCACCUGCGCCGGCGCCGCCGACUGGCCCAGCGGCUCGGAGCAUUCCAGGGCGCUGCCCCUCAGCCCCCCCAAGGAAGGCGCGCCGCCCCCCGACUCUUCGGCCUCCAGCAGCCUGCGUUGUCUCUCCUCUAUCGUGGACAGUAUCUCUUCGGAAGACCGCAAAGUGCCCAGCGGGGAGGAAGUGGUGGAGAAGUAGCCCCGGGGGAGUAUUUGGGGAAACCUGCAGCGCAAGGAAGUGGCCAUCCCGUCGCCCUGGAGACUACAUCGCCAAUUAAUUUCUGAUCUCUUCUGGAAAUCCUAGAGGGGUGACUAAAGGAUGCCAACUGCAUCUUCUUAAAAGGAAGAUUGGCCCUCGGCUAGGUGCACAGAGACCAGCUCUCCUUUCUCUGCUUCCCCUUCCAAGGUCAUCUUCUUCUAACCUCCUGCGGCCUCGACCACCCGCUCUUCCUCCUUCACAAUUAACGCAAGGCCUUGUGCUCUAGUGAGGAUCUUCUUUGUAUAAUAACAGACAGAAAAGUUCAUUCCUGUUUGAAUGACGUUCAAGGUUAUCUUUUAUUUAAA
Heteronotia binoei (common prickly gecko) is the source of this 1182-nucleotide messenger RNA. RefSeq names its product myogenic factor 6 (gene MYF6). NCBI's taxonomy places the organism in Eukaryota, Metazoa, Chordata, Lepidosauria, Squamata, Gekkonidae. Bases 29 to 817 code for a protein of 262 amino acids. The record is from RefSeq and is a predicted model, not a curated record. Gene Ontology annotation, molecular function: protein dimerization activity; DNA-binding transcription factor activity, RNA polymerase II-specific; RNA polymerase II cis-regulatory region sequence-specific DNA binding. Gene Ontology annotation, biological process: muscle organ development; positive regulation of myoblast differentiation; regulation of transcription by RNA polymerase II. The transcript has 3 exons.